GCUUUGCUGCUUUGCACUAGCUUUGGGGCCGGACGACUCAGGGGUUGGCAAUGUGCUACGGAGCCUUUCACUGCGACAUCGCGGGUUCAAAUCCAGGCUGGGCUGGUAAAUGCGGAUGCCCAGGUUCUGAAUCAUGCUGGAUCCAAGACAGCAUUCAGCGAGCUCAACCCCUUCACCGAGAUAGCCAUGAACAGCUGCAAGUACAAUGGAGGCGUAGUCCGACCCCUGAGCACCUCCCAGCACAACCUCCACGAACUGGGAGCCGAGACCCAGCCCCUGCAGACCCUCCACAGCUCGGGUCUGGAGGUGGUGGUCUCCAAAACCGAGCAGGCCAAGGAUACGAACUUGCAGGCGGAAGAGGAGGCGGCGGCGCGCUCCCGGAGCCAGAAGAAGAACCAGAACGUCGGGUACCGGCUGGGCCACCGGCGGGCGCUCUUCGAGAAGCGCAAACGCCUGAGCGACUACGCCUUGAUUUUCGGGAUGUUCGGCAUCGUCGUCAUGGUGACGGAGACGGAGCUCUCCUGGGGCGUCUACACCAAGGAAUCUUCAUAUUCAUUUGCACUGAAAUGCCUUAUCAGCCUUUCAACCAUGAUACUUCUGGGCCUCAUCAUCAUGUACCAUGCCAGAGAAAUCCAGCUCUUCAUGGUGGACAACGGGGCGGACGACUGGAGAAUAGCCAUGACCUACAAGCGGAUCCUUUUCAUCAGCCUGGAGCUGAUUGUGUGCGCCAUCCACCCCAUCCCAGGCCAGUACCUCUUCACCUGGACGGCCCGACUAGCCUUCACCUACACCACCUCAGUGGCCAAUGCCGAUGUGGACAUCAUCCUCUCCAUCCCCAUGUUCCUGCGGCUCUACUUGAUCGGGCGCGUCAUGCUGCUGCACAGCAAACUCUUCACCGACGCCUCCUCCCGCAGCAUCGGCGCCCUCAACAAGAUCAACUUUAACACCCGCUUCAUCAUGAAAACCCUCAUGACCAUCUGCCCCGGCACCGUGCUGCUGGUCUUCAGCAUCUCCUCCUGGAUCAUUGCCGCCUGGACGGUCCGCGUGUGCGAGAGGUAUCACGACAAACAGGAAGUGACCAGCAAUUUUCUGGGAGCAAUGUGGUUAAUUUCAAUCACGUUUCUCUCCAUCGGCUAUGGCGACAUGGUGCCGCACACGUAUUGCGGGAAGGGGGUGUGCCUGCUCACUGGAAUCAUGGGUGCUGGGUGUACGGCCCUGGUUGUCGCUGUGGUGGCCCGGAAGCUGGAACUCACCAAAGCUGAAAAACACGUGCACAAUUUUAUGAUGGACACACAGUUAACAAAGCGGGUGAAAAAUGCUGCUGCCAACGUACUCAGGGAAACUUGGCUCAUCUACAAACACACCAAGCUGGUGAAGAAGAUUGACCAUGCCAAAGUUCGGAAACACCAGCGUAAGUUCCUCCAAGCCAUCCAUCAAUUGAGGAGUGUGAAAAUGGAGCAACGGAAACUGAAUGACCAGGCAAACACCCUGGUGGAUUUGGCAAAGACCCAGAACGUCAUGUACGACAUGAUCUCCGAGCUCCAAGAGCGCAAUGAGGACCUGGAGAAACGCAUCAGCACCCUGGAGAGCAAGAUCGACUCGCUGGGCCUCAGCCUGCAUGCCCUGCCGGGACUCAUCAGCCAAGCCAUAAGCCAGCAGCAGCGAGAGCUGGCCAAGCGCUGCGCCCCCAGGUUCUGCCCCAUCUCCAACAGCUCAGAGAGGUCCUCGUGGACGCCCACGCGCCGGCAGAAGUCUCCUUCCACCACUCCCCACACCUCGUCGGACAGCGGGUGACACCAGGGGGCGGGCCUGGCGCUCAGGCCCGUUUAUGUCUGGCCAUUGUGUGGCUGAUCCUGUUUGCUUUGUUCUGUAAAGCCCUGUACAGUUAAACUCCUGGAGUUCAUCGUGCUGGAGUGAAGUUAGAGCUGCCAUAUGGGCCUGGGGUGGGUCAGGGCUGCCUUUAGCGUGAGGAGGAGGGGCAGGGUGGAGAGAGGCGGGCGGCAGGGAAUCCGAAGUAGCGCCCGGUGCCCCAAUGCUCAUGAGUGGAGGCAAGGCACCGCUCUAGGUCAUCAUGACAAUGGGCUGUACAGAAGCAGCAUGGUUUAGUGGUUAGGGCAAAGGGCUGGGAGGCAGGACUCCUGGGUUCUUUAGGAAGCUUUGGGAAGUAGAGGAGGGGUUGAGUGGUGGCAGAAAGGGGAUCUGGGAACCAGAACACCUGGGUUCUGUUGGGAGCCAGGAAUCCUAGGGUCUAGUUCUGGCUCUGGGA
This is a messenger RNA of Chelonoidis abingdonii (Abingdon island giant tortoise), 2266 nucleotides long. RefSeq names its product potassium calcium-activated channel subfamily N member 1 (gene KCNN1). Gene Ontology annotation, biological process: potassium ion transport. Gene Ontology annotation, cellular component: membrane. The record is from RefSeq and is a predicted model, not a curated record. Lineage: Eukaryota; Metazoa; Chordata; Testudines; Testudinidae. Gene Ontology annotation, molecular function: calmodulin binding; small conductance calcium-activated potassium channel activity.